Momordica charantia (bitter melon) is the source of this 849-nucleotide messenger RNA. Its product is annotated as Peptidyl-tRNA hydrolase II (PTH2) family protein. The record is from RefSeq and is a predicted model, not a curated record. Gene Ontology annotation, molecular function: peptidyl-tRNA hydrolase activity. NCBI's taxonomy places the organism in Eukaryota, Viridiplantae, Streptophyta, Magnoliopsida, Cucurbitales, Cucurbitaceae.
AAAAAAAGAAGCUAAAAUAUGGUGGGCCCAACCUUCAGGCCCAAAAGGCCCAUUAGAAAUGCUGGACGGACGGCUUCCCUUGAAAUCUCAAGGUUCGGUAGCACGGUUUCACAUGCCUUUGUGGGUAACGAUAUCAUGACAUCUGUAGUUUCAGCAUUCUCAUUCUCCAUCCCCAAUUUCUGCAGGCUCUGUUCAAGGAUUAGGGCUUCGCCAUCUUCUUCACUCCCUCUUCGCUAUCGGAACGGAAAUUCCAGGUUAUUUAGCUCGGUCUCGAUGAGUGAAUCCGUUGAAAGUAAUUCCGUUCCUCCAACGGACGACGGCGGAGCGAAGGCGGAGGAACGAGCCAAGGAGGAGACCGCCGAUGUUUUGGUUCAGUACGUGGUGCUCCGGAGAGAUCUGAUCGACUCGUGGCCGCUCGGAAGCGUCGUAACUCAAGGAUGCCAUGCUUCAGUCUCCGCCAUUUGGUUGAACAAGGACGAUUCCCACACUUCUGAGUACUGUAGUCCUGGUAACAUCGAUUCUAUGCACAAGAUUACUGUCGAGGUGAAAGGAGAAACCCAGAUCGUUAACUUGUCAGAGAAACUCAAAGCAAAUUCAAUCGCCCAUAAACUGUGGAUCGAACAACCCGAGAACAUUCCAACAUGCCUUGCCACAAAGCCCUACCCCAAAUCUCUAGUAUCAGCAUUUUUUAAAAAGCUGAAACUCUGUAAGUGAUGAAAUCUAGAAUUUUUAAGAGUUGAUACGUAAUUUCCUUUACAAACCCCUCUCUCCCACCCAAAAAGGAAAAUAGUGGGAGAGAAGAACGGCUUCUUGAACAAUUCGAAUUCAAAAGAAUUGCUGACUUCUUUA